Molecule: messenger RNA, 987 nt
Organism: Penicillium malachiteum
Lineage: Eukaryota; Fungi; Ascomycota; Eurotiomycetes; Eurotiales; Aspergillaceae
Product: aldo/keto reductase family protein
Exons: 2
Coding region: 1-987 (328 amino acids)
Cellular component (GO): cytosol
Molecular function (GO): aldose reductase (NADPH) activity
Source: RefSeq, a predicted model, not a curated record
AUGAUUUCUAUUACGGCCAGAGUGAAUCGGGUGUCGUUGUCUCGGAAAUCUUUCAUCGCACCUCGAAACUUGUGCUCUUGUACCCGAGCCACUCGUGCGACUUCUUACACACUCAAUACUGGCGUGAAAAUUCCAUCCCUCGGGUUCGGCAGAUUCCGAGACCCGGACUCUCAAGGAGAUACUGUGAGCCAGGCAUUACGGAAGGGCAUGCGCCUAAUUGACACCGCUCGGGUUUACGACGUUGAAGAGCAAGUUGGAAAGGGAAUCAAGAAAAGUGGAGUUCCUCGUGAAGAAAUCUUCCUCGGUACGAAGUUAUGGUGUAGUGAUUACCAUCCCGACGGUGUGGAACGGGCCUUGGAUGACUCCUUACGCGAAUUGGAUACUCCUUAUGUCGACCUUUUGUUGAUGCACUACCCGUGUACCUUCAAGCGUGGCUCAGAUCAAUUCCCCCGAGAUGCUGACGGCAGGAUAAUUCAUGGAGAAACCACAUUCGUGGAUACAUGGAAAGCAAUGGAAAAAAUGACAAAGACCGGAAGGGUCAAGGGAAUUGGAGUCUCGAACUUCAGCCAAGGCGAAAUUCAAACCUUGCUCAAUGAAACUUCUACACCGGGCCUAGGACAUGAGCUGAUUACGUUUCAAGACCCCUGCCGCUCACCAGAUGGAAGUUCAUCCUUACUUGCAACAGAAAGGAUUCAACAAAUGGCUAAAGGCCAAGGGAAUCCACGUCGUCCAGUUCAGCCUGCUCGGAAAUAUGAACGAUUUCUAUCGGCAGACUGGGUGGUCCAAGGAAGUUGCGCAUAUGAUGCGCGUAUCGAUCAACCUAUUUUGAAGGAGAUUGGGGAUAAAUAUGGUAAAAGUGCCGUGCAGGUGGUGCUUGCGUGGGGUAUUAACAGUGGUCGUUCUGUUAUUCCCAAGAGUGUUGUCGAUUGGCAAAUCGAACAGAACUUGGAGGCAGACUUUGAGCUACAGCCCAAGGAUAUGUCUUAG